AUGUCCACAUCAGCCGUCACCAAGAAGCUCGUGGUCUGCGGAGGCAACGGCUUCCUCGGGUCAAGGAUCUGCAAGUAUGCCGUUGCGAGAGGCUGGGAUGUCACGUCAAUCAGCCGCUCAGGUGAACCCAAGUGGCAGGCAGUGACCUCAUCACCAGCCCCUCCUCAAUGGGCACACAAGGUCUCGUGGGAGCGUGCCGAUAUGCUCCGCCCCGCGACGUAUGCACCGCUCCUCAAGGGCGCCGACUUCGUCGUCCACAGCAUGGGCAUUCUCCUCGAGGCCGACUACAAGGGAGUCGUCUCUGGCCAGGAGUCACCCAUCUCCGGUCUCCAAAAGGCUUUUGCGCCCGUCAAGGACCGCGGCGUCGACCCUCUCAAAGGCCCCGAGGGCGCUGACCUCAAACCCACCAACCCCAAGGACCAAUUCACCUACGAGGUCAUGAACCGCGAUAGCGCAAUUGCCCUGGCCAAGCAGUCAAACGCCGAGAACGUGAAAGCAUUUGUCUACAUCUCUGCCGCCGGAGGUGCGCCUGUACUACCGGCGAGGUACAUCACCACCAAGCGCGAGGCAGAAAGCACAAUUGCCAGCGAAUUCCCGCGCAUGCGUGGCAUCUUCCCCAGGCCGCCCUUCAUGUACGACAGCUCGAGAAAGUUCACACUGCCUCUAGCUGCCAUGACGGGCGCUGGUGCUCUGUUCAACAAGCUGACUGGAGGCGUGUUGGGCAGCUUCAUGGGUGCAAGCGGUGUGAAGCCUUUGCCUGUGGAGUCCGUGGCAGAGGCAGUCGUAGAGGCACUGGAUGACACCAAGGUUCAGGGGCCUAUCGAAGUGCCUGAGCUCGAGGAGCUGGCGAACAAGGGAUGGAGAAAAACCAUGCUCUAG
Colletotrichum siamense is the source of this 879-nucleotide messenger RNA. RefSeq lists its product as uncharacterized. Gene Ontology annotation, molecular function: protein-containing complex binding. The transcript is spliced from 2 exons. The record is from RefSeq and is a predicted model, not a curated record. Lineage: Eukaryota; Fungi; Ascomycota; Sordariomycetes; Glomerellales; Glomerellaceae. Gene Ontology annotation, cellular component: mitochondrion. The coding region runs from base 1 to 879 and encodes 292 amino acids.